Messenger RNA from Fusarium falciforme, 1539 nucleotides. Its product is annotated as Arginosuccinase. Gene Ontology annotation, cellular component: cytosol. The coding region runs from base 1 to 1539 and encodes 512 amino acids. Gene Ontology annotation, molecular function: argininosuccinate lyase activity. The record is from RefSeq and is a predicted model, not a curated record. The transcript has a single exon. NCBI's taxonomy places the organism in Eukaryota, Fungi, Ascomycota, Sordariomycetes, Hypocreales, Nectriaceae.
AUGGCGGUAAUAACUAAUGGUGGCAUCUCCGAAGAGACGAGCAAUGGAAAUGGUGUUCGAUCGCUUGCCGAAGCUCGACUCCAGACUCGAGCGUCUUCACUCCUCAUCACGCACAUCAACAAGGUCGAGUUGGACGAUGAGCUUGUCAGCAUUGAUCAGUAUGUGCUGACUGACCUCGCACACGCCGUCAUGCUUACCCGCACCGGCAUCUUCGACGCAAAGCAUGGCCAAAGCAUGGUCAAGGCUCUUUUGGACCUUCGAGCUGGAGACACAGCUUCGAUACUCGCCUCAAAGGCAGAAGUGGGCACUCUCGGCCUUCAAAUCGAGAACUACCUUGAGCGUGCCGUGGGCCCACGCGGUCGCGAUAUCCAACGAGCCCGAAGUCGCAUUGACCAAAAAGCCACAAACUGGCGCCUCAUCAACCGUGCAAGCCUCACAGAGGUGAUACAACAGCUCGUUGCCUUGGGUUCCCAGCUUCUAGCUACUGCGGAGCGUUACGCUGGUGCUCUGAUGCCCGGAUACACUCAUUUGCAGCAUUCUCAGCCUACCACCAUUGACCAUUACCUCAACGCUCAUUAUUGGUCCGUAUCACGCAAUCUGUCUCGACUUCUUCAAGCAUACGACCGGCUCAACCUAAGCCCCCUUGGAGGUGCUGCUUACAGUGGCACCUCGUGGCCCAUCGAUCGCGAUGCCACGGCCAAUUACCUUGGCUUCGACCGACCCGUCUACAAUGCCCGCGACGCCGGUUUCGCUUCGCUCGACAUGGGCGCUGAGAUUGCAAGCGUGCUUGCCUCGACGCUAUCUGGCAUCAGUCGUCUUGCCUCGGAUCUCAACUACUGGUCUUCCAGUGAAGUUGGGCUGGUCCAAAUACACGCCUCUUUGUGUGGCACAUCGAGCAUGAUGCCCCAGAAGCGCAACCCCAUGGUCCUCGAACGUAUUCGGGGUCUUGCUGGCUCGGCUGUUGGCUGGUCUGCGAGCCAGCUUGGAGCCAUGCACACGGCCACUUCGACUGACGUCGACCAGUCGUAUAUACACAACCUCUUACCGGGUCAAUGUUCUGAGACAGCUGGGGCUAUUGCUUUGUUGCGCGAGGUCAUUGCCACCGUUGAGUUUGACUUGGCCGCUAUGCGGAAGUCGUCAGGCCAGCAUUGGUCUACUGCCAGCGCCGUGGCGGACGCUCUGGUUGCCUCCCAUGGGCUGAGUUUCCGCCACGCUCAUGAGAGCGUCGCGCAGCUUGUUGCUUCCCACGAGCGAGCCGGUGUUCCCUCCGGUGACCUGCGCGCUGAUCUCAUCACGGAUCCCGCAUUGAAGGAGUACUCACAUUCCCAAAUCCACAAUAUUCUCGAUCCUAAGAACUUCAUGGCAUCUAGAAUCAGUUCAGGCGGAACUUCUGUCGUUGCUCGAGAUCACCUGGCAGGCAUUGCCAAGACUAACCUGCUAGCCAUAGAAGGGAAACUACAAUAUCGCAUUGACCAUGUUGCAGAGGGUCUUGAGCAGCUGUUUCAAGAUGCACGCUCGAUUGUUGAACAGUCACCAUGA